Apaloderma vittatum (bar-tailed trogon) is the source of this 785-nucleotide messenger RNA. RefSeq names its product Rab9 effector protein with kelch motifs (gene RABEPK). The record is from RefSeq and is a predicted model, not a curated record. NCBI's taxonomy places the organism in Eukaryota, Metazoa, Chordata, Aves, Trogoniformes, Trogonidae. The annotation marks the transcript as partial. Gene Ontology annotation, molecular function: protein binding. The transcript has 4 exons.
GAACCUGGGAGAGUCCUGAAGUGAGCGGCGAUCAGCCCCUGCCUCGGACAUUCCACACCUCCUCCGCAGCUAUCGGAGACUGCCUGUACGUGUUUGGAGGGGGAGAUAAAGGAGCAGAGCCCGUCAAAGACCAGCGGCUCCACGUGUUCGACACAGCCACCUUGACCUGGUCCCAGCCAGCUACUCAAGGUGACCCCCCCUCUCCACGGCACGGACACGUUGUGGUUGCAGUUGGGACCAAACUCUUCAUACACGGAGGUUUAGCUGGAGACACUUUUUACGAUGAUCUGUUCUGCAUCGAUAUAAAUAACAUGAGAUGGGUUAAGAUACCAGCCACCGGUGACAUCCCAGGGGGACGGGCAUCCCACUCAGCAGCGGUGUUUAAAGACCACUUGUACAUUUUCGGUGGAAUAGGUCCCGCCGGGACACUGGAUACAGCGUACAAAUAUCACACAGAGAAGCAGCGGUGGACGCUCCUGCAGUUCGAUUCCCCUCUGCCCACGGGGAGGCUGGACCAUGCCAUGUGCGUCGUGCCCUGGCCGGCAGGUGGGAGCGGAGACACCAGAGCCAGCACCUGGGAAGAGAAAGCUGGGAAAGAGCCGAAGGUGCCAUCAGGUAACAGAGCCGGGAAAGAGCCGCCUGUGCUGGUGGGUGACAGUGCCAGCCUCCCUGAGAAGAGCGCAGAGGGGUGCACUGAGGACACCGUGCAUCUGCUGCUGGUGUUUGGUGGGAUGGACACCCAGGGGGAGAUCUAUGGGGACUGCCUGGUCAGUCUGAUCCAGUAG